GGUUUAUCGCACGUCGGUGGGUCGGUCGGUGUUUUUGUCCUGUGACAGUCAGACAGCAUGGCUGGGACACGUCUAGUUUUUGUCCUCUUCUCUCUGUCCGUUGUCUCAGCCGCCGUGUUUUUUAACCCCAAACAGCCCUGUUACGUCCGCAGGGCGAGAACAAACAACUUUGGCCUCAAGAAGUCACCCCGUCCUCAUGAGACUCUAAAUGUCUCUGAUCUGCCAAAGGUGUGGGACUGGAGGAACAUCAACGGCGUGAACUAUGCCAGUACAACUCGAAACCAGCACAUUCCGCAGUACUGCGGUUCCUGCUGGGCGCACGGCAGCACCAGCGCCAUGGCAGAUCGUAUCAACAUCAAACGCAAAGGGGCGUGGCCCUCUGCUUACCUGUCUGUGCAAAACGUGAUUGACUGUGCUGAUGCUGGCAGCUGCCAUGGCGGCGAUCACAGUGGCGUUUGGGCGUACGCUCACACUCAUGGCAUCCCAGACGAGACGUGUAAUAAUUAUCAGGCUAAAGACCAGGAGUGCAAAGACUUCAAUCAGUGUGGCACCUGCUCCACGUUUGGACAGUGUAGCAUUGUGAAGAACUACACCCUGUGGAAAGUGGAGGACUACGGCUCUAUCAGCGGGAGGGAGAAAAUGAUGGCCGAGAUCUACAAAGGCGGACCAAUCAGCUGUGGGAUUAUGGCCACAGACAAACUGGAUGCAUACACCGGAGGAGUCUACUCAGAGUAUGUGGAGGAUCCAUCCAUCAAUCACAUUGUGUCAGUGGCAGGAUGGGGAGUCGAGGAUGGCGUUGAAUACUGGGUUGUACGCAACUCCUGGGGAGAGCCUUGGGGUGAGAAAGGUUGGCUCAGGAUUGUGACCAGUGCCUACAAGGGAGGAAGUGGAAGCAAAUACAACCUGGCAGUGGAGGAGGACUGCUUGUACGGAGACCCGAUUGUCUCCAAAUCGUACUUCUAGAGAGAACCAGUGCUCUCCACAUCUGGAUUAGAGCUCAUGCAUUUGUUAAUUUCUGCUUUCAAACUGUAGAAAAGGGAACUGUUUUUAUUGAAAAUUAGGAAUGCUCAGAUUUCAGGGAAAAAGUUAUCACGGGUGGAAUCAAGACCUGAAGAUUUUAUGAAUAUUUUAUUUUUAUAGGUUUAAGAUUUUAGAAGUAUUGUUUAUGCUGUGCUAAUGAGUGUAUAUGUGUUUUCUUCACUAUGGAAAUCCUACGCACUGGAUGACAGAGGGUAGAAAUGAUUUUCAUCUCAAGAACUGCCGACUUCUCAAAGCCAAAGAACAGCUCUCACUAAAGCACUGAAUGUUUUUAAUGUCUGGCCUUAAUGCACUAAAUCUUAUUUUUUAUGAUCAAUAACUUAACAUUUAGUUAAAACAUGUCUUUAAGUUCAUAACGUCAUAUUUUCUUGAUCCGAUUUUAUUGUAAUGAUUUUAUUUUGUUCAAAUGGCCUGAAAAAAUGAGAACAUUAAGUUACUGAAAGUGGACUCCCAAUAAAGACAUUAAC
Molecule: messenger RNA, 1505 nt
Organism: Thalassophryne amazonica
Lineage: Eukaryota; Metazoa; Chordata; Actinopteri; Batrachoidiformes; Batrachoididae
Gene: ctsz
Product: cathepsin Z
Exons: 6
Coding region: 58-963 (301 amino acids)
Cellular component (GO): lysosome
Molecular function (GO): cysteine-type endopeptidase activity
Source: RefSeq, a predicted model, not a curated record